Molecule: messenger RNA, 1164 nt
Organism: Chlorella variabilis
Lineage: Eukaryota; Viridiplantae; Chlorophyta; Trebouxiophyceae; Chlorellales; Chlorellaceae
Exons: 7
Coding region: 1-1164 (387 amino acids)
Biological process (GO): carbohydrate metabolic process
Source: RefSeq, a predicted model, not a curated record
AUGCAGCUGAUUCAGGGACUCCUACUGCUGCUUCUGGCGGCGUCGCAGGCUGCAGCCUACCCUUGCACCCCCGCCGAUCUGGCGUCGUGCCCCAAGCCGCCCGGCGCGCUGCCCGCCGCCGACCAGGCGCCGCAGUUCAUCACCAUCACCUGGGACGAUGCCGUCAACCCGCUGAGCUACGACAUCAUCCAGCAAAUCACGGGCGGCUUCACCCAGAGGAACGGCUGCCCCGUGCCCUCCACCUACUUCAUCUCCGCCCUCAACACCAUCCCCGCAGCGGUACAGGCGCUGUACCUGAGCGGCAACGAGAUUGCCACCCACACCAUGACACACGUCGGCUACCCGCCCGCCGACGAGAUUGUGGGCUGCCGUGACUGGCUGGUCAACGCCACCGGCAUCCCCGAGACAAAGAUCACCGGCUUCAGGCAUGCCUGGGCGGGGCGGGCGCCCUUCCUGCUCAGCAACUCUGACACGCGGCAGGCUCUGGUGGAUGCCGGCUUCCAGUAUGACUCAACCCUGCCAGACACCACGCCAAGCAACAUCAGCCCCGAUGUGGACCAGCGUGGCUGGCCGUACCGCAUGGAUGACGGCAUGCCGCAGGCGUGCACUGUUGGCGCCUGCGACUCCAGCGAGAGGUAUGCGCUGUGGGAGAUCCCGCUGUGGAGCGUUGAGGAUGCCAGCAAGAACUCGAUUGCCAGCAUGGACCCCGAUGGCAACGCGUACGACAACUACAAGCGCGAGCUGGAGUGGCGCCUGGCAGGCAACCGCGCCCCCCUGGGCCUCUUCUUCCACGCAGGCGAGGCUGCGCCGCUUGGGCCGCUCUACCUGCCCAGCAGCCUGCAAUCCCAGGCCAGCCGCAUCGCCGAGCUGCGUCAGUUUAUUGAGUAUGCCAUGGGCCUGGACAACGUGUGGUUUGUCACCAACCAGCAGAUGCUGGCAUGGAUGAAGAACCCGGUGCCUGCCAGCCGCGUGGAGCUGAUGCUCAAGUGUGACAAGCCCACCGACAUCUCGCCCACCGUGGGCCCCGCGUGCGACACCUAUGUGGGCAACUGUCAGUUUGGGUCGUUCGACGUGACCAAGUGCAGAUGCGUGUGCAUGGGCGAGGGCGCACCUGGCGGCUACUGCGUGGAUGAGGCGACGGGGUCGUGCACCAAGACCUGCUGA